Pipistrellus kuhlii (Kuhl's pipistrelle) is the source of this 3445-nucleotide messenger RNA. It is a transcript of the gene GRAMD1A, whose product is annotated as GRAM domain containing 1A. The transcript is spliced from 20 exons. The coding region runs from base 920 to 3085 and encodes 721 amino acids. Gene Ontology annotation, molecular function: sterol transfer activity; sterol binding. The record is from RefSeq and is a predicted model, not a curated record. Gene Ontology annotation, biological process: intracellular sterol transport. NCBI's taxonomy places the organism in Eukaryota, Metazoa, Chordata, Mammalia, Chiroptera, Vespertilionidae. Gene Ontology annotation, cellular component: endoplasmic reticulum-plasma membrane contact site; endoplasmic reticulum membrane; plasma membrane.
GGAGACAUGUCCAUUGAGCUGAAGGAGACAUGUCCAUUGAGCCUCGCCUCCUGCAGACUCGGAGAAAGGGCGUCUGAGGGACGAGUGAAGGCAGGAGCUGGGAAGAGUGAGCGAGAGGAGAGGUGAUGAGAGCAACCAGCCCUGGGCUUCUAGCUGGAGCGAGGUGCAGCAGGGGAGGGCUUAUGAGGAGGGCCCGACCUGCCUGUGGUUCAUAGGCUCCCUCUCACUGCAUAUGGGGGGAGAGGGGUGGACCAGGGAGACCUAGGGAGAAGGUGGCUUUGAAAGCUUAAGAGGAGUGGUGGUAGCUUAGGCACCAUCUAUUUUAUUCAUUUAUUUAUUUCCACAAAUCCAUUUCACAAGUAUAGGGGACAUGACUGCCUACCCUGGUCCCUGUCUUGAGCAAUCCCAGGGACAGAGCCGUAACCAAGACAACAGGGAGCUUACAGAUCUGUAGGGGAAACGGAGUUGUCAUUACACAUGGAGUGGUCAGGGCUAGGAUGAGAGAAGCAUGGCAGAGUGGUUAGAGCUGGGGUAGAAGCGAUGAGGGCAGUGUCCAGGAGGGAGGAGGUGUGGAGCAAGAGUCCUGAAGGAUGCAUAAGAAUUUGCUAGGCCAAGAAGAGAAAGGAGAGUCUGAACAGGAAAAGAGCAUGUGCUCAACCUUGGAGACAGAAGUUUGAGGAGCCCUGGGUGGUUGAGGAACUCCUGCCUCCUUCCCAGAGAGAUGGAGUCCCCCAUGUUGGAAUCCUGCUCUGAAUUAAAUGGACAAGUGGUUUGCUGCUUUGGGCCUCAGUUUCUUCCUCUGUGAAAAGGCACCACCCCGCACUCUGGCCGGAGCACGCCAAGCAGCUCCCCGUCUCUCCGAAAGCGGCUGCAGCUCUUGCCCCCCAGCCGACCCCCGCCUGAGGCAGAACCAGGCGCCAUGGUGGAGAAGGGCUCAGACAGCUCCUCAGAGAAGGGUGGGGUGCCUGGGACACCCAGCACCCAGAGCCUGGGCAGCCGGAACUUCAUUCGCAAUAGCAAGAAGAUGCAGAGCUGGUACAGUAUGCUGAGCCCCACGUACAAACAGCGGAAUGAGGACUUCCGGAAACUGUUUAGCAAACUCCCUGAAGCUGAACGCCUCAUUGUAGAUUACUCCUGUGCCUUGCAGCGUGAGAUCCUCCUCCAGGGCCGCCUCUAUCUUUCCGAGAACUGGAUCUGUUUCUACAGCAACAUCUUCCGCUGGGAGACCACAAUUUCCAUCCAGUUGAAGGAAGUCACUUGUCUGAAGAAGGAAAAGACAGCCAAGCUGAUCCCCAAUGCCAUCCAGAUCUGCACAGAGAGCGAGAAGCAUUUCUUCACCUCAUUCGGGGCCCGGGACCGCUGCUUCCUGCUCAUUUUCCGCCUCUGGCAGAAUGCACUGCUUGAAAAGACGCUGAGUCCCCGCGAGCUCUGGCACCUGGUGCAUCAGUGCUACGGCUCAGAGCUGGGCCUCACCAGCGAGGACGAGGACUAUGUCUGCCCCUUGCAGCUGAAUGGUCUGGGGAGCCCCAAGGAAGUAGGAGAUGUGAUUGCCCUAAGUGACAUCACCCCCUCCGGGGCAGCCGACCACAGCCAGGAGCCAAGCCCCGUGGGUUUGCGCCGUGGCCACAUCACCCCCAACCUUUCCCGAGCCAGCAGUGAUGCAGACCAUGGGUCUUCAAUUCUAAUGGUCGAUGUGGGCACACAGGAGGCCCUCAGGCUGGGAUGGAGGUGGGACAAGGCUGGAUUAAGCCAUUCUCUGCAGGCUGAGGAGGACAAAGAGGAGCAGACAGACAAACAGACAGACGCCUCUUCCAGCCAGCCAGUGUUUCCAGUGGCUGAACCCCUGAACGGAGAGCCCACCCCACCUGAUGGGCCCACUUCCUUGGGCCCCUUGAAACUGCUGCCCAGUGAGGAGCUGUUGACAGACACGAGUAACUCCUCCUCAUCUACCGGAGAGGAAGCAGACCUGGCUGCCCUGCUUCCUGACCUCUCUGGCCGUCUCCUCAUCAAUUCCGUCUUCCACGUGGGUGCAGAGCGGCUCCAGCAGAUGCUCUUCUCAGACUCGCCCUUCCUGCAGGGCUUCCUGGAGCAGUGCAAGUUCACAGACGUGACCUUGAGCCCCUGGAGUGGGGACAGCAAGUGCCAUCAACGCCGAGUGCUGACCUACACCAUUCCCAUCAGCAACCCGUUGGGUCCCAAAAGCGCCUCGGUGGUAGAGACACAGACCCUGUUCCGGCGCGGCCCGCAGGCGGGCGGGUGUGUGGUAGACUCGGAGGUGCUGACGCAGGGCAUCCCUUACCAGGACUACUUUUACACUGCCCACCGCUACUGCAUCCUGGGCCUUGCCCGGAACAAGGCCCGUCUCCGAGUGUCCUCUGAGAUCCGCUACCGGAAGCAGCCCUGGAGCCUCGUGAAGUCUCUUAUUGAGAAGAACUCGUGGAGUGGCAUUGAGGAUUAUUUCCACCACCUGGAGCGAGAGCUUGCCAAGACCGAGAAGCUAUCCCUGGACGAAGGCGGGAAGGACGCCCGGGGGUUGCUGUCAGGCCUGCGGAGGCGGAAGCGGCCCCUGAGCUGGAGGGGUCACGGUGAUGGGCCUCAGCACCCAGACCCAGACCCUUGCACCCGGGCUGGCAUGCACACCUCGGGCUCCCUCAGCUCCCGCUUCUCAGAACCAUCCGUGGACCAGGGCCCCGGGACAGGCAUCCCCAGUGCCCUGGUGCUCAUCAGUGUUGUGAUCUGUGUGAGCCUCGUCGUCCUCAUCGCCCUCAACAUCCUCCUCUUCUACCGCCUCUGGUCCCUGGAGAGGACAGCCCACACCUUCGAGUCCUGGCACAGUCUGGCCCUGGCCAAGGAGUCCUGUACCCCCCACAGCAAGUUCCCCCAGACGGCGGCGGAGUGGGCGGAGGUGCUGGCUCUGCAGAAGCAGUUCCACAGCGUCGAGGUGCACAAGUGGCGGCAGAUCCUGCGGGCCUCGGUGGAGCUCCUGGACGAGAUGAAGUUCUCGCUGGAGAAGCUGCAUCAAGGCAUCACUGUGUCAGACCCUCCCUUCGACUCCCAGCCACAGCCCGACGACAGCUUCUCCUGAGGACGCCAGGCCACACAGCCAUUCCCCCAGACGGACAGAUGGACACAGAACCUCGGUGACCACUGCUGGCACGGUGUGAGCACCAGGAACCUCCUGCCCCGCCAUCCCAGUGGCCCAGCUUGGGGCCACGCAGACAUGGGGACCACAGAACCAAGAUGCACUUUAGACCAGCGUGUGCGAGUCCAGCUGCCAUUGCCUGCCCAGCCAGGGAGCUGGCCCGGCCUUCGGCAGGCCCCUGCUAACUUAUUUUCCCUGCUGGAGUUGUGGGGGCACCUCCUGGGGUGCCCGAUUCCCUCAGCUCUGGGUUUAAUGUAUUAUAUUUAUUUGGGCUGACAGUCCCAAUAAAGGGUUGGAAAUGGC